This is a messenger RNA of Calypte anna (Anna's hummingbird), 1463 nucleotides long. RefSeq names its product clusterin associated protein 1 (gene IFT38). Gene Ontology annotation, biological process: cilium assembly. The transcript has 13 exons. Gene Ontology annotation, cellular component: centrosome; cilium; intraciliary transport particle B. Lineage: Eukaryota; Metazoa; Chordata; Aves; Apodiformes; Trochilidae. The record is from RefSeq and is a predicted model, not a curated record. The coding region runs from base 54 to 1334 and encodes 426 amino acids.
UGGAGACGUGGGGUGCGGCCUAAGGCGGCGGGGACGCCCGGGCAGCCCCGGCCAUGUCGUUCCGUGAGCUCAGGAAUUUUACGGAGAUGAUGAGGGCUCUGGGGUACCCCCGACUCAUAUCCAUGGAGAACUUCCAUACCCCCAACUUCAUGCUGGUCUCAGAGGUGCUGCUGUGGCUGGUCAGAAGGUAUGAGCCUCAGACUGACAUUCCUUCUGAUGUGGAGACAGAACAGGACCGGGUCUUCUUCAUCAAGGCAGUGGCUCAGUUCAUGGCUACCAAAGCUCACAUAAAGCUGAACACCAAGAGGCUUUACCAGGCAGAUGGCAAUGCUGUGAAGGAGCUGCUGAAGGUCACCUCUGUGCUUUAUGGUGCUAUGAAUACCAAGGGAGGGGAAUGUGCAGACCUGAGUGAGGAAGACAGCACAAAGUUCAAGUUUGAUCUUGCCUCAAAGAUUGCUGACUUGAAGGCAGCCAGACAGCUUGCUUCUGAAAUCAUCUCCAAAGGAGCAAGUCUGUAUGACUUACUUGGCAAAGAGGUUGAUCUAAGGGAAGCAAGAACAGAAUCUAUUGCCAGACCUUUGGAGAUAAAUGAGGCUGAGAAGGUGAUGAAAAUUGCCAUUGGCUGUGUUCUGGAACAAGUCCAAAAGACUAAAGACAUGUUGAAUAACGUGGCUUUGGAUGAAGCCAAUUUGGAAGCCAAGAUUGAGAAACGAAAAUUGGAACUGGAGAGAAGCCAGAAGAGGCUCCAGACUCUGCAGAGUGUUCGUCCUGCUUUUAUGGAUGAGUAUGAGAAGAUUGAGGAACAACUGCAGAAAGAAUACAGUAGCUACAUAGAAAAAUUCCAUAACCUGGCCUACAUGGAGCAGCUCCAUGAGGAUUAUCGACAGACAGAGCAAGAGAUCUUUGAGGAAGCAGCAAACAUGCUGCUCAUGCAGACCAGGCUGAAGGAAGAGGAACAGCACCUGCUUCAGAGUGGGACAGAUAAUGAUUCUGAUGUGGAGAUUCAAGAGGAUGAAGGAUCCAGUAGUGAAGUGGAAGAGCAGGACAUCAUGAGGCAGCACACCACAGAAACACUGCUGAGAGGGAGAGCUGGUGCACGGAUUGUUGGAACAAUGCAGGGGGGAGACACAGAGGAAGAGGGGAGAUCUGCCCCAGCACAGCCAGGCACACACAAGAGCAAGGCACAGGAGGACUUGGGGGACAGUGAGGUUGACCUGGAUGAAGAUGAGGAGGAGGAUGAUAUGGAAGAUGACAGCAUGGAAAUCUCACCCAGCAAAUCCAACCCCCGAGCAAGGAAGCCAGAGCCACUAGAGGAAAGUGACAAUGACUUCUGACCUUCUGCUAGCAGGACCAGGAGGCACCUGAAGUACAAACUUUGGAGAGUGUGCAGGCUAGGAGAUGAUAUCCUCCUGUCUGAGAGGUGUUUGCCAGCAUGGAUUCAGGAUUCAGUAAAUAAACGUUCA